GUGCGCGGCGCGCGCGGCUGCCGACGACUCGCCCGCAUGCCCGCCGGCCGCCCCCCGAGCCCACGUGCGCGCGCCCGCGCCGCUGUGCCCGUGCUACUACCCCACACAACCGAUAGCCACCGUCUGCAGCGCGCCACCGAGUGAUCGAUGACACCGCCGAAUCGGUGACCCGACUCGACCUAGCAUAGUUAUAAUCACUAAUAUAGAGCAGCCAAGCUGACAAGGCGUAAGGGUCGGGCUUCGCGGGCAGCGCGGGGCGGAGGCGGAGGCGGAGGCGGAGGCCCGGCGCGCUGGAGGCGCUCCGGCGGCACUCGCGGCAGGUCGCCGCGCGUCGCCCUCGCCGCGUGCAGUUCACGGAGCGGGCGCAAGAUGGCGCGCGCAGCGGCGACACGGCCGAGAGCGGCGGGUCGGACAUGUCGGGCGGCAGUGGCGGCGGCAGCGGCGGCGGCAGUGUCGCCGUGGACGCGCGGCGCCCCUCCACCUGUCGCGUGGAGCUGGGCUCGCUGCUGGCGUCCGAGCCGCGCCCGCUCGACAACAAGGUCAAGAGACAUAGCAUCCACGGCAUGACGGAGGAGGAGAACAUAGUGCGCCCCCACCAGGAGAUGGCGGUGCUGUCGUUGGAGGAGAAGAAGUACCUGCUGGGCGUGGAGCGCGGCGACGUGGCGGGCACGAGGCGCGUGCUGCAGCGCGCGCGCGACACCGGCCACAUCAACGUGGACUGCGUGGACCCGCUGGGGCGGAGCGCGCUGCUGAUGGCUAUCGACAAUGAAAAUCUGGAGAUGGUGGAACUGCUGGUGGAGUUUGGAGUGGAGACCAGAGACGCACUACUGCACGCCAUCUCCGAAGAGUUUGUGGAGGCGGUGGAGGCCUUGCUGGACCAUGAGGAACGCACGCGCAAGGAAGGCGCGCCGCACAGCUGGGAAGCGCUUCCACCAGAAACAGCCACUUUCACCUCCGACAUCACGCCUCUCAUCCUGGCGGCCCACAGGGACAGCUACGAGAUCAUCAAGCUGCUGCUGGACCGAGGCGCUGGCCUGCCCGUUCCCCACGACGUGCGCUGCAACUGCGACGACUGCGUGCGCUCCCGCAGUGAAGACUCCUUGCGACAUUCCCGCUCGAGAAUCAACGCCUACAGAGCCCUAGCAUCCCCAUCCCUUAUCGCACUCUCCUCUAAAGACCCCAUAUUAACAGCUUUCGAGCUGUCCUGGGAGUUGAGACGUCUGUCUGCGUUGGAACACGAGUUCAAGACAGAAUACCAGGAGUUGAGGGCCCAGUGCCAGGAGUUCGCGACGGCCCUGCUAGAUCAUACACGAACAUCGUACGAACUUCAGGUGUUGCUAAAUCAUGAAACUGGAUCUGCGCCGGCACCUCCAACGGAGCCUGGAGCGCCAGAACGCAUGCGGCUAUCCAGACUAAAACUGGCGAUUAAACUGCGGCAGAAAAAGUUCGUGGCACAUCCGAACGUGCAACAACUAUUGGCGUCGAUCUGGUACGAGAGCGUGCCAGGGUUCCGGCGCAAGAACAUGCUGCUGCAGGCGGCGGAGAUGGUGCGCAUCGGCGCCAUGUUCCCGCUGUACUCACUGGCCUACAUCGCGGCGCCUCAUUCCACGGUCGGCCGGACCUUGAGGAAGCCCUUCAUUAAGUUCCUUUGCCAUUCUGCUAGUUAUUUCAUGUUUUUGUUCCUAUUGAUCCUGGCAUCACAGCGCAUCGAGACGGCGGCGGGAGGGCUGCUGUGGGGCGCGGCUCCACACGGGCAACCAAUGUCGCGUCGGGGCGCUCCGCCCUCGCUCGUCGAGUGGCUUAUUCUUGCUUGGGUCAGUGGUCUGAUAUGGAGCGAGGUGAAGCAGCUGUGGGACAUGGGGCUGCGGGAGUACGUCCAUGACAUGUGGAACGUGAUAGAUUUUGUCACCAACUCGCUGUAUGUCGCCACCGUCGCCCUACGGAUCGUCUCGCAUUUCCAGGUCCGUCGUGAGAUGGCGGCAGGGUUGGUGUGGAACCAGCCACGAGAGAACUGGGACGCGUGGGAUCCAAUGCUGCUAUCAGAAGGCCUGUUCUCGGCCGCCAACAUCUUCAGUAGCCUGAAACUGGUGUACAUCUUCAGCGUCAACCCCCACCUCGGGCCGUUGCAAGUGUCAUUGAGCCGCAUGGUGCUAGAUAUUCUUAAGUUCUUUGUAUUGGAUAUUCUUGUCAUCUUUGCUUUCUCUUGCGGUCUGAACCAGCUGCUGUGGUAUUACGCAGACAUGGAAAAGAAACGGUGCACAACAAGCUCAGCGCCGGCGAAUGGGACGCUCCCCGACCCGGACGCCUGCAUCGUUUGGAGACGAUUUGCUAACUUGUUCGAGACGAUGCAGACCCUGUUCUGGGCGGCGUUCGGUCUCAUCGACCUGGACUCCUUCGAGCUGGACGGCAUCAAGAUCUUCACGCGUUUCUGGGGCAUGCUCAUGUUCGGCACAUACGAGGUCAUCAACGUCAUCGUGCUGCUCAACUUGCUGAUCGCCAUGAUGAACCACUCCUACCAGCUGAUCUCGGAACGCGCAGACGUGGAGUGGAAGUUCGCUCGCAGCAAGCUGUGGAUCAGCUACUUCGAAGAGGGCGGCACUGUGCCCCCGCCAUUCAACGUGAUUCCGUCUCCCAAAUCUAUAUUGUACGCGUGGCGCUGGCUUCAGCGAAGGCUGUGCGGUCAUGCGAGGGCCAAACGAGAGCAUAUGCGCACUAUUCGGAGAAAAGCAAAACAAGCCAACGAGAGAGAUUUUCGUUACCAGGGCAUCAUGCGCAACCUGGUGCGUCGCUACGUGACGGUGCAGCAGCGGCGCGCGGAGUGCGGCGGCGUCACGGAGGACGACGUCAACGAGAUCAAGCAGGACGUGAGCGCCUUCCGCUGCGAGCUGGUGGAGAUCCUGCGCAACUCCGGCAUGAACACCUCCACGGCCAACGCCGGGGCGCCAGGCGGCGGCGGCGGCAAGAAGAACCGUCAGAAGGAGAGGAGGCUGAUGAAAGGCUUCAACAUCGCACCGUCAGGGUCGCUGGCGCCGGUGGACGAGUUCCUGGCCUCGCUGCACCACGAGCACGGCGGCGCGCACGGCGUCGACCACGCCUCCAUGUCAGCCUUCCUCGGAGGUCGCCUGCGCACGUCCCAGUCCAGCCUGUCGGACGGCGCCGGCGCGGGCGCCGCGCUGGGCGGGCGCCGCAAGCCGGCGCAGCACAAGCGGCGCUGGGGGACCAUCAUCGAGGCGGCGCGCGCGGCAAGGGUCUCCAGGCUCAUAGGCAGGUCGCGGUCGGAGGACUCGGUGUGCGACACCAGGGCUUCGCCGAGCGGCAGCGACCGUUCGGAGUCGGGCAGCGACUCUCAGCGCAGCCCCGAGCGCCGCGGCGGGCCGCUACACCCGCUGUCGGCGCUGGCGGCGCUCAAGCGCAAGCGCAAGAAGUUCUCCGACUCGCGCCGCUCGGGCGCCGAGGAGCGCGUCGCCUCGCAGGCCAGCGAGGCGCUGCAGCGGGCCAGCUCCGUGCCGGCCAGGGUCCCGCCACCGCCGCCUUCUGCAGGCUCUGUGGUGACGCAGCGGUCAGCGCCGGCGCCCACCCCGCCAGCAGCGGCGCGGCCUGCGCACGCGCCGCAGUCGGCCGCUGACGCCGGCGCGGGUCGCGGCGGCAGUCGCGAGCCGCUGCUGGCCAGUCUCGACGAUGAUGCGCACAAGGAGAUGUGCCGUCAUUGCGGUUGCGAGGCGGGCGGGGCGGGCGGCCCCAGCGCGGAGGAGCCCCGCGCGGCGGGCGCGGGCGGCGCCACGUGCGGGCGCUGCGCCGCGCUCGAGCGCCUCGCCGGCGUCACCCCGCUCCACGGGCACGCGCCGCAGCACUCGGCCGGGUGGUUGUAGCGGGGAUACAGAAAUCUGAAUUAGGUAUUCAGACCCCUAUGGCUAGUUAUAGACAAGUUUACUAACGGUCAUUGGACAGAACAUUGGAGGUGGCGAUCGGAUCGAUUAAAAUUCGCAGUAUUGGAGUUUUUGAGAACCGAUUUUGGGAUUUGAAUGAAAACAAACAUUAGGAUUUGAAAUACCUCACUCAAUUAACAGAAUAGUUUUUAAUUCAAUAUCAACAGAGAAGGCUACCUUUUUUUGAUUAAGUACGAAUAGAGAAGAGAAAGUAUGUAGCUACAAACAUCAAACCGACUGCCACCAGGAAAAUAUAAUACUAAGGAUAGGUCGAAAUACAUACUCUAGAUGUAAUCUUUUGUAACAGUCACCGCUAUGUAAAUAAUAUCUUAACUCUUUCACUUAGAGAACCUCAUUCGAAUCAUAAAUCCAAUUAAUAAAAUGACUACAUGUAGGACGAGUUGGUUGUAAGACCUGCCACGCUGCUGUCUUCACAUUAGUAAGAUGAUAAACCUCUAGUCAGUUCUAGUCAAAAAGAAAUUUUAAUGUAUGUAGCCUUUCCAAAGAAUAACAGAGAGAGAAAAACAUUCACAAAUUUAAGAAUUUACAAAUAUAAUCAAGUGUGCAAACAUGUGAAACGCAGGGUGGCUGCGAGCGAGAGUAGAAUAGUUACAACAUAUAGAAUACUGCUUGUUUGUGGUUUGCUCUCAAAUCACUGGGGUCCAAAGGCAUUGGCAGCAUAAGUAAUGUAUCCCUGCUUAAAUCCUCAAUUUAGAAACCUAAAUUAAGUUGGUAUCCUAUCUUACGGCACAAUUUCCCUUUCAUCUAAUCCCAAUUUUUUGCAAUCCAUUCGUGAUAACAUAGGAUAAGACCCUGCUGAUAUGCAAGUGAAUUAGAUAAUAUAUUUUAAUGUACAUUAAAUAAACAACGAUAAUCAGAUCCGAAAGCAAUAAUAUCAAACUAAAUAUCUUCCCGUUAGUCGGCGGGAGUUAAUAUUAGUGACGUCCAUAUUGUGCCUAAGCGAAGAGCGGCGAGAUCCUCCGCAAAGAGUCAUUGAAGGAUGCAAUUCUUCAGGGCCACAGCAGGUCUGCUAAAGUUUGAACAAUAGCGGUGUCAGGGUUCGUGUUGAUUUGUUGUAAUUGUGUCGUGUCCGCGGUGAAGCGCAGUCACUUAGAUAUUUUUAUAUUUCAUUAACGUAGACUAGUUCAGUGUUCGACCUAAGGAAACGGCCCAAUUCAUGGCAUUCUUACUUAGUAUAGUUUCCAAUGGACAUUUAUCAUAUCAAAACCUUUGUAAACACAUUACAUCAUUUCGUAAUUGUAAAGGUUCAUAUGUAAGUAGAUAUUAUUCUGAAAUUUAUAAUUAUACCGAUAGUUUUUAGAUGUGCUUGGUAGGUGUUCGCGACGUUAAACAUACCACACUACAUAUAUAUUAUGCUGUCACAACAGCUUCAAACUUUUGUUGGUUUUAAGAAGCCCAUGUUAUGAAUACUGUACAACCUAUGAGAGUGGUUCAUUAAUAGGCCUAAAGAUUAUUAUGGAUUUUAAAUUACUAAAUCUAAUAUUUUUCUAUCAACGCCCCUGUAAUUUCAAAGAGGACUUAGUACAAACCCCUGGGGAACACCAUUAUUUCGAAAAUUUUGACAAUGCGUGUGUGUUUUAAAAAGCCAAUAAAUUUACUCUCAAUGACAUAUCAGUCAUACUACUAUUUUAAAAACUUCAAAAUCGAAAAAAUAAUCGUUCAUGUAAUGGGGGAAUUUAUUAAAAAAAAAUGUUUUUGCUCUAAUAGCUAAACUACGCACCGAUGGAAUUUCUUUUGGUUUAAAAUAGAUAGGUAUAUAACUAACAACGCAACGUAGUGUGCUGUAGAAAUUAAUAAUACUAGGGACUAAGAAGCUGUCCACAUUCACACAAUACUGAGCGAAGUAAGGCACAAAUUGGCGCAGAUUAGAUAAGUCAAUAAAUAUAUCGUAGAUAUAACUCUUCCUAAGAAAUUAUAUAAUAAUGUUAACGCGACAUAUUUUAUGAACACCAACUAGUAGUAGCUAUAGUAAUCGCGGGAGUUCUCACUGGAUAUUAGGUAUACUAAAGGCGAACUUAUAGUUAGGAGUCCUAUUACAUUAUAUUAACGUAAGUGUGAUACACGCGAUCCUGUUUAAGCUGGGUAGUUUGCGGGCCACUGAAACGAGCUCUCGUCCAAAAUACUGCAUCAGCGCAGACAACAAUGUUGGUCUUACACCGUCGAGUAAUAAGUACAUGGCGCCGCAUUCUCCAUACACUAGCUCUCGUAAUGUAUUGCAAUGAUUGACGAAGCUCAUUUCAUUGGGCCGCUGCGUGUGACCGGCGUCGUUGCAAGUCUGACGACGACGAGACGACGCCCAGCUGCCAGGGGCUCGUGAGCGGUGCUCCUCGUGUGUAGAGAGGACUAAUUAAAUUAAUACAAUCAUGUGUUCCAGAAAGUUUUCCACUGUAAUAAGUUAUUCUAUCGGCGCACACAGAAUACUCGUAAAUAAGUACUAACGAACAAGACGAAACAGGGAUUUUUAACAUGUCGUACCUCUCCUAUAUCCGAAACGUCAUAUGAUACCCUGGUUUAUAAGACACUUUAGGUUAAGUAGUCACUAGUUCAAAGAUAAAAUAUAUCUAUACGUUUGAUGCAAUACCUAUUAUAUGUGAUCACAAAGUUUUACAUUCUUAUAUUUAUAUAAUACAGCAUAUGCAAUAGUUUAUGUAUGGAGGUUUGAUGGCGGACUCCGGGUGACUGGUCCAAUACCUGCUGCUACUGUUUUAGCUAGUGUCCCAACAGGAGAUGAUUUUAACAUUAAAAUUUCAUGUAGGCACCUACAUUAUAUAAACGCUGAUUAACAAUAUUAAAUAUAUAAUUCAAUAAAUACUGCGAUAUCAACGUGUUAAUUAAACGAAGCGUUAAAUCGAAUGUAAUGCAGUGAGGCGAAGGCAUUGGACCAGAUAAUUCGAAGUAUCAAGGAAGUCUCGGCUCGGCCGUCAUGUUUGGAUGCUAUUUUAGACAUUUGUAUCGUUCGAAUGAUUUUAAAUCGUUCGAUUACUCUGCUUGAAAAGCCUUUGAGUUUUGAGUGGAACGACCAAUAUCGAAAAUAGGAGCCACGAUAUCGGUCCGAGCCGGAAUUGUUUACGUACUUAUAAAUUGUAUUAUGAUUGAGUACUGGGUGCAGUAUCGAGUAUGACCAGAGGCCUUCACGAGUUUAGUUGUUGAGCGUGGGCGCCGGCAGAGGCCGCGGCGCGCGCACAUAAACGAUUAUAUUUUGUAAAGAGUUGUUAUUUAUUUAUACAUUAUAUUUGUAUAUAACGGUGCGAAGUUUAA
Messenger RNA from Amyelois transitella, 7205 nucleotides. RefSeq names its product transient receptor potential-gamma protein. Gene Ontology annotation, molecular function: protein binding; store-operated calcium channel activity; inositol 1,4,5 trisphosphate binding. Bases 414 to 3869 code for a protein of 1151 amino acids. Gene Ontology annotation, cellular component: membrane; cation channel complex. The record is from RefSeq and is a predicted model, not a curated record. Gene Ontology annotation, biological process: calcium ion transmembrane transport; manganese ion transport; regulation of cytosolic calcium ion concentration. Lineage: Eukaryota; Metazoa; Arthropoda; Insecta; Lepidoptera; Pyralidae. The transcript is spliced from 22 exons.